AUGGUUAAGUAUAUAAUAUUUAUUGGUCUUUGGUCAUUAUGCCACGCCGCCUACAUCAGUCGAAUGUAUAGAGGACCCUCCGCAUUUCGUCCUGGUGUAGUCCUUCAGAGACCCCAAUUUCCAUUCAGACUAAUGCCACCAGUACCACAUCGGGCACCAUUUGUCGUCUACAGAAGUAUUCCUCAUAGAUAUGCAAUUAAGACCGUGGGCCCUAUGGUCACAAGGAAUAUGUUCGGAGUACCCUGGAAGACCACAGCACGAAUACCAGUGCCCGUGACUCCAGAUUACGACUUCGCAAGGGCUGCAACAUCUCAGCCAGUUAUUAGAACCGAUGGCGCCAUCCAUACAAUCCCAGCACCGAAUCUUAGUUUAUCGGAGAAACCAAUUGUAGUGGCUGAUGUUGGCGUUUUGGAUUCUACGGACGCGCAUAAUAUCGUUGAAUCGAUCAAGCCGACUUAUGAAGUAACAGAAAAUAACGGUGAAAUACAAUCCUACAAAGUACAGACGAAAAUUGAAGCACCGGUAGGAUUUUCCAAAGCGAAUUCCGCACCAAAUAAUGAUUUUAAUAUACACAAUAACGCCGAUCAACAAUUCAAUCCCGCGUAUGUUCAAGUUCAUCAACCUGUUGCGCCGCAAGAAUUUUCCAUUCAGCGCUUCAAUGGAUUACCAUCGCAUCAGGACUUGAUACAGUCAGGCGCAGAAGGCCUCAUAAUCCCACCCGACCCGCUGUACCAAACAGACCCACUGUUUCUGCAGAAGCUGCAAAAUCAAUUAUUACAAAAGUAUCCAGCUGUCGAAUUUAUCCCGUACACGCCAAACGUCCCCACACAAGUACAACCACAAGUCCAGUCCUUCCAACCAACACCGUUUUAUUUCGAUAACGAUCAUGUUAUAAAACAGCAACCGAUGUCUUUCAUCGUGAACGAUAACAGGAAUAUUGUCCAGCGAGAAACUCAAGAGGGAACUGUCGUGUCUAUAGUACCGCAGACAUUGGUAACGAAUAAUGUAACAGAAGUGGUAACGACACCUAGAGAUGUUACAACAUCAUACACCCCCGAAAAUACAACUUCAACGAAUAUCGUUGUAACUGAGGCACAAACGAACGUAACCACAAACAAGAUUGAAGAAAGUAAAUCUGAAGAGAAUAGAACUCAACCUAUGUAUUACGCACAAAUUGAGCAAAGUGUAAGCAGUAUCAUUCCAAGCGGCUUUCAAUUAACAACCAAUAAUGCUAAGACUGAAAUUGAACAAACCAAGAAUGUAGCUGACAGUAAUAUAAAAAGCGACACACUAAUGACUACAACGGUAACACCAACAUCAACUGUAAAGGUUGAAACUAGUCAGUACACAGAUAAUACCAAAGUACAGCCUGAAGCCAAUGAAAUUUCAAAAGAAUACACAAAUCUAAUUGGCUCUCCUUUUGAAAAGCCUGCUGAAUCUGUUAAUAUUGCGUACACGAUAUUAAGAGAUAAAGAACCUAAGGUAGUUAAAAAUGGAACAUUUCUAGCAGGCCAAGUCGUUGCUGCAAGCAUAACCGAAGAUAAAGAAUACCACAAGCAAAGAGCUCUUUCAAGUAGACAGUCGCAUCAUCCUCUGUCGGAGAAGAGGUCGGCAAAUGUUUCAUCUCCGCAAGUGGUCAGGGCCAAAAUUCCGCCAAGGAGUAAAUUAACCUUCGAUGACAAGACAGGCGAACCAAUUUUGCGGGUUUAUGCGAGCUACGUGGAUAGUCCGGCUAGGAAGGAAGUUAUAACAAAGAAGUUGACGAAUCUAAAGCACUUAAGGGAGGCGAUAACUAAAAGGCAAGAACACAUCGACAAUAUUGACGCCGCUACAGUUAAUGACUUAGCCACAGAUAUUAAUCAGUUUGGAUUGAAAAUAAAAUCUAAAAAUACAGAUAACGUUCAUAUCUUAGAUGAAUAUAAUAAGUAA
Leptosia nina is the source of this 1929-nucleotide messenger RNA. The record is from the annotation of a GenBank genome assembly. Lineage: Eukaryota; Metazoa; Arthropoda; Insecta; Lepidoptera; Pieridae.